UAGCUAAUUAUAUGACCAGAUUCAGAUUAAUGUAUAAUGCAAUCCAUUUCUAUAUAUAUGUAUAUAAAAUAAAGGGAUGCAUACAGAAACUUGAUAUUAUUAGAGAUUGAGCAAUGGGGAGUAACAGCAGCAGCAAGUCAACCACCAAUCCAGCACUGGAUCCGGAUCUCGACAAGCCGGAUCAGUCGGGUCUGAAGUUUGCCCAAUUUGCUGCCGGCUGCUUUUGGGGAGUCGAAUUGGCGUUCCAGAGGGUUGGAGGAGUAGUGAAGACGGAGGUUGGGUAUUCUCAGGGGAAUGUCCAUGACCCGAAUUACGAACUUAUUUGCUCCGGAAAAACCGAACAUGCCGAGGUAAUUCGGAUCCAGUUUGACCCGAAUGUCUGUCCCUAUUCCAAUCUUCUUUCUCUAUUUUGGAGUCGCCAUGACCCGACCACUCUAAAUCGCCAGGGUAAUGAUGUGGGAAAGCAAUACCGCUCAGGAAUAUACUACUAUAAUGAUGCUCAGGCUCAACUGGCAAGGGAAUCAUUGGAAGCUAAGCAGAAGGAAUUUACGGAUAAGAAGAUUGUCACGGAAAUUCUUCCUGCUAAGAGAUUUUAUAGAGCUGAAGAAUAUCACCAGCAAUAUCUAGAGAAGGGUGGGGGCAGAGGUUGCAAGCAGUCGGCUGCAAAGGGAUGCAAUGACCCAAUAAAGUGCUACGGUUGACAGCAAUUCUUUGAGUGACAGCACCUUUCUUCCUCCAGUCAAUAGAAGGAGGGACAUUAUCCUCGUUGGCAUACAUGAAAGUUUCAUUUGCUCGUGAAGCUCCAAGCAAAGUACGAUGAUGCUUAAUCUUGGAACCAGCAUAAUGCUGUCUGAAUUCAUGGUUAGUCAUGUCUGCAAACUUAUUCAGUUUCAACUUAUAAGGCUUAUCCUUCUUGUUGAAGUUGUGAACAUAGUGAACAUUAGCCUUAAACACAUUAAACCUCUUGUGUUUCUCGUCAA
Solanum stenotomum is the source of this 980-nucleotide messenger RNA. Its product is annotated as peptide methionine sulfoxide reductase. Gene Ontology annotation, molecular function: peptide-methionine (S)-S-oxide reductase activity. The coding region runs from base 114 to 701 and encodes 195 amino acids. Lineage: Eukaryota; Viridiplantae; Streptophyta; Magnoliopsida; Solanales; Solanaceae. The transcript is spliced from 3 exons. The record is from RefSeq and is a predicted model, not a curated record.